GAGCAUGGCGUCAAUGAGGCGAAUUGGUCAGUUUUUCGUUUUUAAUCAAAAUUAAUGGUGAAUGCAGCUGUGCUCAUUAUGUAAAUUUACUAUCGAUCUUAUGGGCAAGUUCAAGAUUAACAAGUCACUCAAAAUUUCGAAUUAGGAAUUAAGCAAAGCAAAAUAGUGUUAUUGGCAGAAUAUAAGUUCACGCAAAAUUGCGUAAAAAUAACCGCUCAACAAUCAAGUUAGGAAUGCAAGUUUAAGAGUUCAAAGGAUUAUUUUACCGAGACUAUGUAUAUAGAUCAAGAUUCUGUGUGUUAGAAGAAAUAAAGACACAACGCCAGUAACGACGCCAGAGCAACGGUAACUGUGAAAACUCAGUAACUUGCAACACAAUUGAAACUAUUUAAACGCUGAAAUAUUGUUACGGAUAUGGAAGUGCGGGGGAAAUGUCUGUGGCAAGGCAAUAAACAACCACAACAGCAACAAAAAAUACAAAAAGAACGGCAAAAUCCGCCACUAGAACUAUUUGAAGUGCUGCAACAAACCCAACGGAAAUGCCACCAAAACCAAAACGAAAGAACAAACCACCUACGAUUACAGCAAAUACAACACACAAAUGAAAAACAUACAGUAAUUACACCGCAGCAGCUGAAAACGGUGCAAAAAGCAAACGAAAACGUUAAACGACAGCAACGGCGAAGCGCGUUACAGCAAAAUCCUAAAUUAUUACCCAUAAAGCAUCAUCGAUGGCCAAUGCCGCCAUUGCUGGCGCACGUAGCCACAACGCCACCAACACCAACGCAACAGAGUUCAAGCACUUCACCAAAUCCUAAUGUAGUCAACGAAUUUGUGCGCUUCACUGCAGCUGUCAUUUGCCGAAGCCUGGCGUACUCGACAGCGACAUUAGCGGUCGCGGCAGUGACGAAAGCGAAAGCACUCUCUGCAGUUGUUGCGGGUUGUUGUAGGAAACGAUUUCCAAUACUUUGGUUGUUGGCCUUACUCAGUGCGGCACAAUUCUCAUCAACAGCAAUAACAACAGCAGCGGCAAGCAGAGCUGCAGCAACUAACGGCGUGUUCAGCCCAACGCCAAAGCUACUGCCACAUGGAAUGCUGAGCACCGCCGCAACUGUCACCGCUGCCGCUCUACUGAGCCAAGCAUCCGUUGCACAAGCGGCCAUUUUGACUGCCAGCGUACCCACAUUUGAGCCGAGACUAACGCGUUACAAAUUCCCCACAGAAGCAGACAAAGGUGUCGGAACGGAUGGCUACGCGGAUUCGGAUGCAGAUGCUUUGGUGCAGGUACAGGUAAAACGCAUUAAUCUGCUGGAUAAUGAUGAUGAAUCGGGAGCGGUGGCAGCAGCUGCACCACCUCCACAACCCGAAGAGGUUGGAGAGGAGGAGCUGACGUCCGAGCAGGAAGAGCUAUACGAUGAGGACCGACAGCUUUCUCAGCAAGCUGCCACUAGAAAGUUGAACAGAAAUAAACAGCAGUUGCUUAUGUUCUAUCGACGUGUGCAACAUGCGGCCGAGCGGCAGCAACAACAGCAUGGCCACCAAUACCCAACAACGCAUCGUCAUUAUCAACGUGCGGGCGUAGAAGAACAACCAACAUCCUUUCUCGUUGAGUCAAAGUCGCACUACGCCGACAUACCUCCAACAGUUGGCAAUGUGGCUCCGAUGCCCAGCGACGAAGUGUUGGAUAUGCAGUCAUCGCACAAACAUGUCACCAAACGCAGUGCAACCACUAAGCUAGCACCGACGACGGUAACGCCAAACGCGCACACUGCUGGUACUACCACCGCUAACAUCAGUAGUGUAGCAACUAAUAACGCGACCGCAACAGCGAACAAUACCGAAGAGGAUAAAUGUGAACCAAAGGUGUUGGAUGAGGUGCCGCCCGAACCGUUCUUCGAUUUCUCCGACAUCGCCGAAGAUGCUGCACGCCAAUUCACUGAAUUUAUUACGAAUAAAUUUGGCACCUCAGGCCCACCAUUGCAGCAGGCCAUCACAGCGGAAUUGCGUGAAGAGUUGCGACGUCGUGCCAACAGCAUUGCCAGUUAUGCACUAAACGAAGAUGAGAAUCUUUUGGCGUUUGCAAUUGCAGCGCCGAGCAUACAAACGGUUGUGGUCAAGUUCAGGGACGAUGUAAAGAUACCACCGGAUCAGAUACAUAAUAAAGCAAUACUUGGUUCCUAUUGGCGUGAAUUGGGUGUGGCGUGGAACAGCACCGAGGGUACACAGGAGUGGGGUGCACCAUUCCGGGAUUGCAAUGUGUUGAAAAGACGUUGGCUGUGGCCGUUUCGCAUUACAUUUAGUGAAAAUAAAAUAAAAAUUGGCGCUGUCGCCUUUAUCGCUGCUGAUGAGGACGUCUGUAAUGAUGGGCUGGAGGAAGUUUUCGGACGAAAGCAUGGCUGCGAUCGUAACACCACAUUUUGUUUACUGACCGAGAAUAAACCCUCGGCGACACGCGAUGUCUACACCUGCAUCUGUCGUGAGUCCUUCUAUUUGCCCAACUCGACACUACAGGGUUUUCGUGGUGAUAUCGUGGAAGCAUCCGAGGGUUAUGCCAAUUAUUCUUGCAUACCCUGUCCCGAUGGCUGUACAACUUGUGAUCAGCAUGGUGUCUGCCUGCUGGGUGAACCACCCGAGGUUGUGUCAAUGGAGAGCUUAUUAAAUGUAUCUGUGGGCUCGGUAUUGGGCGCAUGCAUACUUUGUUGUAUCGUAUUGAGUGUAAUUGUUUUUCGGCAGAGAAAAUGUAAGGCUAUUGCUUCAGGCAUGUGGACAGUGCUGGAAACAAUUUUAUUGGGAAUCAUAUUACUUUAUGCAUCGGUUGCCGUCCAUUUCUUUCCCGCCACCACCGAACGCUGUCUACUUGAACCAUGGCUGCGUGAAAUUGGCUUCAUCACCUGCUACGGUGCCAUCAUAUUGAAACUGUAUCGCCAUCUGGUCGAUUUUCGUACACGCAAGGCGCAUCGUUGGGUGUUGCGCGACAUCGAUUUGCUGAAAUAUUUGGGCACGAUGGUAUUUGCCGUCACCUGUUAUAUGGCCGCCUUCACUGCCGCCGCACUAGACCUGAUCGAUGUGUCACAGUUGGGCACGUUGCGUGAACAGCGCACAAACACUUGCCUGCCGCUCAAGUGGGAAUAUGUGACACAGGUCAGCGAAGUGUUAAUACUCUGCUUCGGAUUGCAUUUAGCUUUCGCCAGUCGCAAUGCCAACACGCAAUUUAGAGAAAGGCAGUUCCUCGUUGCGACAUUGGUCAUAGAAUUUCUGGUGUCGACAACAUUCUAUGUGCUGCGUUUUUUCUAUUUGCCCGAAAUGAGUCCGAGCGCUAUAUUUUUAGCGCUGUUCCUGCGCUCACAAUUGACCAAUACCAUGGCGUUGGGUUUGAUAUUUGUGCCAAAAUUGUGGUAUCAGCAUAAGCAGGUCAACGAUCCGCAACGUCUGGGCGGUGGUUAUGCUGGUCUAUGUUUGGGUGAUCCCGAUAUUGGUGAACUGACCAUUGCCGAAAUGAGCCCAGAGGAUAUACGUGCUGAACUUAAAAGACUGUAUACACAACUUGAAAUUUUAAAGAAUAAAACCUUACGUCAAGACAAUCCGCAUAUAAGUAAACGACGUGGCGGACGGAAAGCUGGACAUCGUCGGUUCUCGUUACAAAAAAAAGGAAGCAAAGAUAAGGCUCUGAGUGCCAAACACCGUAGCAACAAGCAUCAUCAAGAUAUUGAAAUUACCGAAGCCGAACCAUCGCGCACACCCGAAGACUCUGUGUGCAGUGUAGAGGGCCCGACCGAUGCCGAGAUAUCGGGCAUUUCGCAUUCAAUGCUAUCACAUUCCGCCAUUUCGCACUCAAUCGUGUCACAUUCGAAGUGAAAUACAAAGUCUACAACAUGGGUGUGAAAGCAGCGUGAAAAAAUGGUUAAAAGAAAGUCGUAAAAAAUUAUGAAAUCGAGUGAAGUGAUAAUAAGAAAUGAAGAUAAAAGAUUUUGUAGGUGGCACGUGAUUAUUAUUAGUUUUUUGUUUUUGAAAAAUGUUGUAAGAACCUGAAACGGAACCAUUUUCAAAGAUCUGAAAGCUGACAAAUGCAUUAUGUACAUACAGACAUAUAGAUUUAAAUACGCUU
Molecule: messenger RNA, 4105 nt
Organism: Bactrocera latifrons
Lineage: Eukaryota; Metazoa; Arthropoda; Insecta; Diptera; Tephritidae
Gene: smog
Exons: 15
Coding region: 415-3855 (1146 amino acids)
Biological process (GO): G protein-coupled receptor signaling pathway
Cellular component (GO): membrane
Molecular function (GO): G protein-coupled receptor activity
Source: RefSeq, a predicted model, not a curated record